Messenger RNA from Necator americanus (New World hookworm), 10539 nucleotides. RefSeq lists its product as uncharacterized. Gene Ontology annotation, molecular function: actin filament binding. The coding region runs from base 1 to 10539 and encodes 3512 amino acids. The record is from RefSeq and is a predicted model, not a curated record. Gene Ontology annotation, biological process: actin cytoskeleton organization. NCBI's taxonomy places the organism in Eukaryota, Metazoa, Nematoda, Chromadorea, Rhabditida, Ancylostomatidae. The transcript is spliced from 89 exons.
AUGUUUACUUUCUUUGAAAAGCGUUACUAUCCUUCCGGUUAUAUGUAUCUCUUGUGCCUACCUGAUCCUGGAAAUAGCUUUUCGAUGUUGGUUGAGCUAAAACAUCCUGCUUUCCCUCCUCGUCUUCCUCCUGCACCUGCUGCUGACCACGACCUGCCCAUCAGAUCAUAUAAACGACUGGACUCCACGUAUGGUAUGGAUGAAAAUCGUCAAUUCUGGAUCGAUAUUCAAUGUGAAACAUUUACAAAUUGGAUCAAUCAGCAGAUAGAAUCUCCACAAAUAACUGAUAUAUCAAAAGAUCUCGCCAAUGGAGUGACUCUCAUCCGGUUGAUUGAAGCCUUACAAGGAAGGAAAUACUAUGGAAAGAUUUAUGAUGAGGAUCCUACAGAAAUUCAAAUGUUACUCAAUGUACAGAUGGCGUUGGAUGCACUUAGAGAAGAUGGCGUUAAAACUGUGAAUAUAGGAAGUCACGAUGUAGUCGAAGGAAACACAAAACUUAUACUCGGCCUAGUAUGGUGCCUUAUUCAACGCUAUCAAAUAGCAUCACGUAGUAAAAUUCCACCAAAAAAAUUAGUUAUGGCCUGGAUUCAGUCAGUCCUUCCCGAGCUGAAACUCACGAAUUUUCGAACAAAUUGGAAUGAUGGAAGAGCAUUGAGCGCAUUACUGGAAUAUUGCCAGCCUGGUUUAUGUCCAGAAUGGAAAGGAUUGGAUGUGGAACAAGGUUACGCAAACUGUGAAAGAGCGUUGAAAUUAGCCACUCAGUACUUGGCUAUACCACCUAUUAUAUCGCCAGCUCAUCUCAGUAGUCCACAUCUGGAUGAGUUAUCCUGUAUAACCUAUUUAUCAUAUUUUAUUAUGAGAGGAGCGUGUGGAUAUAGAGCCACACUUCACAGAGUUCAACAGCUUCUUCCUGACUGUGCAGUUGAUGAUUUUGAGAUGUCAUGGAGUGAUGGAUACUUGCUUUCAUUGUUAGUUGAGGCUGUUGGAGGCCCGACCAUUGAUGUGGAACAGAUGAAGUUCGAAACGUUUGAGGACUGCGUAGAGAACAUUAAUAUCGCGCUUGAAUCCGCUGCUGACAUUGGAAUAGGAUCGCUCGUAGGAGCCGAAGAUAUCGCCGAUCCUCAGGGAGAGCAUUUAGGUAUAAUGGCACUAGCGGCUGCUUUAUGCUCUGUUGGACCUCAACCAAAUUUACCAGUCACACAAUGUUUCACAAAUCAACAGGUUAACCUCGAUCUGGCAUUCGCCGAUGGUGGUGAGGUCCGCGUUGAUGAACUCGGCGUACGAGUGAUUGGCCCAGCCGGUCGUCCAGUGUCAGCGGAUUCCGUGAAACUUCGAAAGAGUCGAACCUCGUCCGGUGCAGUUUUAUCAAUUAUUCCACGAGAGUCCGGCUAUCAUCAGGUGAGGAUCUAUUGUCAAGGGGUGGAGUUACCAUCAAGUCCCAUCUCAUUGCACGUACUGUCACCGGAAGAAACUCGAGCAGCGUCACGAGCGAUUUCGAAUUCGUCACGUGACGUCGUAGAAUCACGUGUUGACGUUGUGCCAACGAAUAAUAGUGAGGACAACGACGUGCCACUCCAGAAAUCCGAUUCUGGAUCGGACGUUGAUAUAUCGCAUAAAUCGUUUGCACAACGACGUCUUCACAUCAUCAAACAAUUAGAGACUCGAAACGGUUCGACUAAAAAAGGGUCCUCAACCAAAAAACGAUCCAACGAACAUUUGUCGAAAACAGACAGAAACAACGAAAAGACUGCACAGUUGGAAACGUUCACGAAUCAAGACAUGUCCGUAAGACCACCCGACGUUGGUCUGGUGUCAUUCUCCGGUCUUACCGAACCAUGCAGUGUAGGUUCGAUUGUGGAAGUUGUGAUAAAUGCCCACGGGGAUUGUACGGCCGGAUCUGUUCAAGUGGAUGCAGUUGCACCGAAUGGACGAGCUCAACAAUGCGUAGUAACUAAACGUGCUAACUCAUAUUCGGCUAGUUUUACACCUCAACAAGUUGGUUUAUGGAAAAUUGGAAUCCUCUACGAGGGAGAACACAUUCGAGGAAGCCCAUUCUCAUGUCAAGUAUUCGAUGCUGGACUGGUCCAGGUAUACGGAUUAGAUGUUGGUCUAGUGGGACAAGAAUUGCGAUUUAAUGUUAAUGCUAGUGAAGCUGGAAGAGGAACUCUGGAGGUCAGCGUAUUACGUCACGGUCGUCAUAUUCCAUCAACAAUCGAAGAAGAGGGUACUCCACAAGUGUAUCGGGUUAACUUUGUUCCCGACGGUGCAGGACAAUAUAAAAUUCACGUACUAUUCAAUAGAAUGGAAGUGAAAGGUUCACCAUUUAUUCUGGAUAUCGCUGACGCUUCUGCUGUAUCAGUUUUUGGUGAGCAACUUCGUGGUGCAUCCGUUGGUCGUCCAGCCUCAUUCAUGAUCCAUGCAGCUGCGGCUGGACCGAACGAUAUCACUGUUGCGAUUACAGCACCAUCAGGAAAUCGUCGUCAUGGUGUGGUGACAGCGCUCGAUGAUGUCUCGUACAAAGUUGAAUGGAUACCACAGGAAGCAGGUGAACACGCUGUUGACGUUCGUAUAUUCGAUCAAAGCGUUCAGGAUUCACCAUUCGCAUGUAACGUUGGUGCACCGGAAAAAGUAGCAGUACGUGCGGUCCCAAGACGUAUACUCACCAAAGAUCUACAUACAGAACAUAGUUUUGAAAUUGACGCCUCGUCGGCCGGAUCGGGAAAUCUGGAAAUAAUGAUCAAUGGAGGCCGAGUACCAUGUCGAGUACGGGAAAUUGUUAAUCGACAGUAUAAAGCUGUUUUUACACCGACACAGAGUGUAACACAUACGAUCGAGAUGAGAUUUAACGGUGAGGAAGUAGCCGGUAGUCCAUGGCACAUACCCGUUGAGGAUCGUCCAGAAAGACGUCAUGAUGCAACUCGUACCACUUCGUACUACUCGGAAUUGUCUGGCCCUGGAUUGGUCCGUGCGCCAAUCAAUAAAACGGCAUCUUUUGAAAUCACAGGCGAAGGACUAGAAACGAGCGAUAUUCAGGCGAAAAUCUACGGACCUGAUGGACGUGAAUUUCCGGUGCGUAUUUUGCCACGUGGAAAUGGUCGGUACACAGCAGAAUAUCGUAUAGAACAGGUCGGCGAACAUCAUCUAACCGUAUGGAUUGCGGGACGAAAAGUGGAAGGGAGUCCGUUGUCGGUGGCAGGCUACUCAGCGGAUCGAGUGAGGCUCGAACCGCUCGGGGGCGGUGCAGUCGGGCAUCCUGUACAGUUUGUCGUGGAUGCUGUCGAUGCGGGGAAAGGCCAACUUGAAAUUUCCGUUAAUCAAGGACGUGUGCCGAAUAAUGUUCAGAUGCAAGGAGCUGGAAGAUGUCUCGUCACAUUCAUUCCACAACAUCCAGGCACAUACGUUAUAGAUGUGACGUUCAAUGGGGAACAAGUGCACGGAUGCCCGAUCAAGGUGGAGAUUUUACCGAAACAAGUCGGUGAAGUUGUUCACGCAAAUCUCACACCAACAGCCGUUUCCACAGCGAUUUCAGCAGGAGGUUCAAGCGUUGCUGGUGCAUUCCGACAGUCUCGAACCCCAACGUCACCCGGUCUACUACAACACAGCCGUCAACGAUCCGCAGAAGCACUGAAUCCCAGAAGUCCAACGCUACUACGUGAGGCUCGUGGAAGAGCGGAAAAACCUUGGACUCAAUCUUAUGCCCCGACAUCAUCACGUCUCAGCUCUUCACUUUCACCAAAUCGUGAAUGGGCUGCUAGUAGUACAUAUGAUAGAAUUUAUACUGCCGAUAGGACACUCUCACCAAGUGAUCCAUCCAGGACAAGACACUUCACUGAAACAACAAUAACGCAUCGCAGUCCAUCACCGCCGAAAACAACUUAUGAACAAACAAAUUACCGUCGUCGUUCACCAUCUCCGUCCGGUGUACGAUCCAGAGAAUUUGCUGAACGCCAAGUAAGGACACCUUCACCAACACGCUAUGAACGUAAAUAUCAAAGCCCAUUUACUGGUGGAGUUCGACAGCAAGAAAAAGCAUAUAGGUCACCAUCACCAAUUAGCCGUGACGAUAUUCGUUCACGUACCAGCGAUCGGGUCGUAUCACCGUUUAGGAACACACCAUCACCAGCAGCUGGUGAAAGAAUACGACGCGUAGAGCAAAUAGAUCCAGUAGCAGCCGAGGAAGAACGUGAACGAAGGAGAGCCCAAGCGGAUAGAGAAAAAUUCUCACCUUCCUCAGUUGGUUAUACGGUAGCUCAAUAUGGACAACCGGGUAGUGUUACGAUAGAUAGGACUCACUCUCCGGAUAAAUAUCCGGCACCACGAUCCUAUAAUGGAACGCUUGAUAAGAAAGAAAAAACUCGGGAUGCUGUCAGUCCAUCAACAUACGGUUCCAAACAGAGGCCUGAAUCUCCCGAAUAUUCUGCUGUGUAUGAACGAUUUGAUAGAAAAAAGGAUGAACCUCCUCCAACUCCAGCUCAUGCUCCACAUCCUGAACCAUCUAGGGUGAAAUCAGCUGAAAAUGUGCAGGACAGACAUAGAGCUCGAAGUCCACCACCUGAUUACGAUACCGGGCCUUCUGUAAUCCAAACGGUAGCAACAUCGACUAAGGCUUACGACGAGCCAUCGUAUUCAGAAACAACUUCGAUAACUCGAACAACCUACACGAUCUCACCAAAGAAGCUGGAGAAAGACAUUGAAAAGAAACCAGAAGUGAUCCCACAUCGUGGCGGUAGUCCUUUUGGUGAGAAACCAAAGAAGAGCGCUAAGGAUGAUCUGAGCUUUUUGAGGACUCAGUCUGAGUUCAUCGACCGUGGUGGCGCAAUCCCGUCCUCAUUACCUCGAAGUGAGGAGAAAAGUCAAAUUUACGAACCGACAACAGAAAAACUGAAGCGAACAAGUGAAUUAUCACCAAUGCCUCUGGCUGACGAGGCUCAACGUACAAUGGAAUAUCUUCGAGUUCGUGCUGAGGAUGAUAAAAUCCUGCAACAACACGGAUACGGAAAGAGAUCAUCAUAUGAACCAUCAAUCGAAAUCCAAGAACCAGCAUCCGAUAUUCGUGAUGACGUGAUCGAAGUGGCUGGAUCCAGAGAUGAUCUCACCACUGGUGGAAAACCUGCUGAUGCGAGCCCAAGAGUGCAAGCAUUGGAACCAGUUGCUGAACUACCGCACUCACCAGCACCCUCAGCUAAAUCAACACCUCAUACAACGCCGAAAGCAAGCAUGAAAUUUAAAAAAGAAGGCAAAGAAGGAAAACCAUUCGAAUUCGGCAAGAGCAAAUUUACCUCUAAGCAUGAGGUGGUGAAACGAGGAAAAGACGUUGAGGUGAAAUUAGAGAAUCUCAAACUUUCCAAGGAGGAUACACUUCGUGUAGUUGUACUACCUCCAAUGCGAGGUCAGGUUGUAGCGCCUGGCACUACACAACCAGAACUUGAAACGAAAGUAAAGAAAAGUGGCAACAAAUACGAGAUUUCCUUCAAACCAACUGAAGUUGGAACUCAUAAGGUAUUCGCCUACGUGAACGAGAUCCAGCAUCCACUUUCACCAUUCCCAAUCCGAGUCUAUGAUUCAUCCGAAAUUAUUGUUGGCGAAAUUCCAGGACGAUCUAACCUUAAUGAUACUGUUGAAUUUACAGUGGAUGCUGGACGUGCUGGAUUCGGGAAUCUGGAAAUGGCGAUCAAGGAUGCUGAUGGUGUAAUUAUUCCAUCACAUGUUGCCCAACUGGAAAGUGGAACGGCGAAAUUUCUUGUGACGUUUACGCCCACCUCUAAAGGCCAACAUACUGUUAAUAUCACCUUUAACAAAGAAGUGCUCAAAAACUCACCGUUCGAAGUGCUCAUUACCGAUCCACCGGCGCCGUUAACCGAACCCGUUGAUGGAACCGCCUCACCAUCUCUCACUAAGAAAGAAUUGAAAAAAGAUAAGGAGGAUAAAAAGAGAGAAGAGAAGGAACGCGCUAAGCGUGAAAAAGAAGAGAAGGCAGCUACGUUAAAGAAGGACAAAAAGAGUAAACAUAAGACCGUAUCAAAAACAUCAGUGACGAAAAUCCCAUCGCUUUCACGUGUUGGCCAACCGUCAAGCAUUAUCGUGGAAGUAGCUGGACAAGAUCAACUGGAAAUUAUUGUUACGGAUAAUAAAAAAAAUCAAAUUGGAACCGAAAUCAUCGAAAUUGAGCCUGGAGUGAUGCAAGUAAACUUUACACCUCAAGUUGUUGGCGACCAUGACAUUGAGGUUAAAUACGGUGGAGUACCAAUCACAGCGAUACCGUUCACAUGUCGAGCGUAUGAUCCGACAAAAAUUAAAGUUGGCACAAUUCCAAAGGGACUUUUGGAUAAACCCGUCUAUUUUACAGUGGAUGCAUCCGAAGCUGGUGUCGGUAACCUUGAGGUGGCCGUGAACGAUGGCCGUGUACCUUCAAUGGCCCAUGCUUUGGGUCAGCAUCGUUACGAUAUUUCCUUUGUACCAAAAGAAAAUGCCGAUCAUACAAUCACGAUACGAUUUAAUAACGAGCCAGUACCAGGAUCUCCAUUCACCUGCCAUCUUGUAUCCGCUGCCCAAGCAUCCGCAUCAGGACCUGGCCUCGAACGUGUCCCAGUCGAUGAACUGACCGAAAUUAAAAUCCAGACAAAUGUUGCCUCUGAUGAUGAACCUGAGGUACGAGUUCGCGAUCCUCAAGGUAAUGACCUUCCCGUAGAGGUUACGAAUAAUCGUCAAGACGAAACACUUUGGGUGGCCACAUACGUUCCAAAGUGUGUUGGUAACCAUCAGGUUGAUAUAUCCAUGCAUGGUGAACCAAUUGCCGGAUCUCCUUUCACUGCCAAAGCGUACGAUGCGAGAAUGGCACGACUUAGCCAAUGUGACCAAGCGGUUGUCGGAAAACCGUGCACAUUUGCCAUAGAUGCUGCACGAGCUGGAGCUGGUAAUAUGGAAAUUAUUGUAUCCGUAGAUAACCGUAAUGUACCAAAUUUUGUUCAAGCUGAGGGUCAAGCAAAAUUCAAGGUGUCCUUCACUCCACAAGAAGCUAAAGAGCACGUAAUUAGUGUGCGUUUCAAUGGUGUCAGCGUACCAGGAUCACCAAUGAGGUGUAUGGUAGAAGGCGCUCCACCGACUGGCACAACUUCACUAACAACCAUGGCACCAUCGGUAUCCACAGGUCUUACCGGAACCGCUAUGGAACGUAUGGAAAAAUCAUCAUUAACGAAUGACCUCAAACAUGCACAGGUCGGACAAAAACGUGGAUUCAGUAUCGCCAAUCCAGGUGGACGAGCUUCCGAAUGCAAUGUGGUCGUAAUCGCUUCGGAUGGAUCUCGUACACCGGUAAUCAUAACGAAAGGAGAAGAAACAUUCUAUGCGGAAUUCAUUCCGACCGUUAAAGGAUCUCAUGAAGUGAAUAUUUUUCUUGACGGUGAAAAGCUGAACGAGAUGCCGAUCCUGGUUCCGGUUCGGGCCGCAAGAGCGAAAUUUCCCGCAGUGUGUUUUGUUGGGAAACGUUAUUCUUUUGAUAUUGACGCUGACAACAAGAAUGAUGUACGAGUGGAUAUUCGAGAUCCUCACGGCCGGUCUUUGCCCGUCCAAAUUGAGGAGUUGCCAGACAGGAUUGUACGAGCCUCCUGUCGCUUCAAGGAGGUCGGCACUCAUCCGAUCGACACAUUCGUUGGUGGUCGAGCGAUCGGCGAACGAGUGCUUCAACGAGUUGUCGACCCAGCGAAUGCCGUACAACUCGUCUCGGAAGUGAAAAAAGAAGUGGUCAGUGAACGGGCCGAACAUAAAAUUCUUAUCGUAUCUGGUCUGGAAGAAGAGGUUGAUGUAGCCGUACGAGAUCGUGAUCGUAGUUUACAAGCUGUCACAUUAGUAAAAGUUUCUGACACGUUAUGGACCGCUUCGUGGAUACCUAAGAUGGAAGGCGCACAUGAACUGGCGAUUUCUGUUGCUGGAAUUCCAAUUGCCGGCUCUCCUUUUGCGAUACCAGUUCUGGAUCCGUCAGCUGUUCGAAUUAUUGGUUUGAGAAACGAUCGAGUUGGCGUUGAACAACAAUUUAACGUUGAUUAUGUGAAUAGUGGAGCGUUGUCAGCAUCCGUAGAAAUUCGUUGUGGAUCAAAUUCUGUACCAUGCGGAGUGAAACGAGUAAAACCUGGUCUACUUAUGUGUUCAUUCACCCCAACUAUUAGUGGACUCUAUCAGAUCGACGUACACAUCGAUGGAUUAAUUCUACCAGAAUGUCCAUACGAGUGUAACAUCACAUCAGAGGGAUCAGUUCGCGCGACUGGCGACGCAUUACGUCGUGCGCAACGCGGCCGCAUCGCUCGUUUUGAGGUCUCCCUCAACGACGCGACCCGCGGUGAGCUCGACGUCAUGGUUUCAGAUCCCAACGGUGGCCCAUUGCCCGUGCGCUGCUACCGACAACAGGAUGACAGUUAUUGGGUGGAGUUCACUCCGGAACAAACUGGAACUCAUACCGUCGAGGUAACUUUCGGCGAUAUACCGGUAGCUGGAUCACCGUUCAAAUGUGAGGUUGUCGAUCCGAAAAAAGUCCGAGUUAGAGGACUUUCCGAUGCACUACUGCUACGUCAUGCUACUGUUAUCAAUGUCGAUCGCAGACAAGCCGGUGCUGGUGAUCUCACAAUUGAGGUGAAUGAUCCUACGGGAGCUCCUCUGAAGGUUGAGAUGCUGAAAUCACCUGGCGGAGAGGAUCGAGCUACGUUCCUACCGAAUCAGACAGGUCCACACAAAGUGAAUGUGAAAGUGGCUGGAUUCCAAAUUCCUGGUUAUCCUCAAACCAUACUCGUUUCUGAACAACAACAACCGAGCGUCUACGGUGCAGCCAUAGAUCAUUCCAUCAAAAUCGACGAACCAGCCAGUCUUAUUUUCGAUCCGAAAGGAAAUAGUGGUGGUCUUAAAGUGAAUGUCGUUGGGCCUAGGGAAAAUAAGGUUCGUCACAAAGUAAUGCGACGACCCAACGGCACAUCAGAAGUAGUGUUUUCGCCGGAAGAAGUCGGCACUCAUAUUGUACACAUCGACUUCAACAAUAAACCAAUCGCCGGAAGUCCGUUUACGGUACGUGUCGUCGAUCCAUCGAAAGUAGUGGUAAACGAUCUUGAUAUGGAUCGCGAUGGUUCUUUUUUGUUGCGGCUUGGCCAGCAGAAUGUUUUUGACGUCGACGCUACCGCUGCCGGACCCGGCAAACUUCGUGCGGAAGUUCGGAAUUCCGAGAGUGUGCUGCUCGGUGAAGGUCCGGCCGUCGACGAUCUCGGUUAUGGAAAAUAUCGCGUGGCUUUCACUCCCAGACAACCGGGACGGUACUCGAUUUAUCUUUACUGGAACGAAUUACCUGUGGAAAAUGCGUUCCCCGUACGUGCGCGAUCAUCCGAAGAACGUGCAACUACGUCACGUGAAUCGUUAGCUCCAGUUACACACGUAAGGGAUAAAUCGUCUUCUUCAAUCGAUGACGAUGUGUCACGAGUGAUGGUUCGAGGUGAUGGUUUGCACCGAGCUCAGCUGAAAGAACCGAAUGAAUUUAUCGUUGACGGCAGCGACGCAUCACGAGAAGGCCGGUUAACAGCAACGUUAUUCGGGACGAAGGCUGACGUUCCUGUUCGGGUGCAACAACUCGGACAUAAUGUCUAUAAGGCCACGUACACUCCGCUCACUGGAGGAAGCUAUGAACUUCACAUACUCUGGAAUGGCAGUCAUGUCAAGGGGUCUCCAUUCAAGGUCAGCGCCGAUACUGCCACCUCACCUGCUGAACUGAUUUCGGUUGACAGUUCUUCACUAAAAAUUGGCAUAAUUAAUGAUGACAUCAAAACCCUCAUUGAUACCCGAAGAGCAGGACCAGGACAAUUAUCGGCUCAAUGUAUGGGACCAAUAAAAUUGGCAUAUUGUGAGCUAUACGAUCAUAGAGAUGGGACUUACACGUUAAGUGUAAGACCAACUGAGGUAGGAAAACACACAUUGGUCAUCAAAUACAAUGAUCAACAUGUUCGAGGUAGUCCAUUCCUCAUUCAUGUAUCGUUGCCUCCGGAUCCAUCAAAGGUUCGAGUGUAUGGGCCUGGAAUUGAACAUGGAAUUUUAAGCAUGUUCAAGUCAAAUUUCAUCGUUGAGACGAGGGGUGCAGGAGCUGGACAGCUGACCGUACGAGUUCGAGGUCCAAAAGGAGCUUUUAAUGUUGAGAUGCAAAGGGAAAAGAAAAAUGAGCGAACAAUCCACUGCAAAUAUGAGCCAAAGGAGCCUGGAGAUUAUCAGGUUGAAGUGAAAUGGCAUGGCGAACACGUACCAGGAAGUCCAUUCCUUGUGAUGAUUGUGGACACAGAGCAAGAGUUGUCACGUUUCCUACGAGGAGAAGCACCUUCACCAACUCCAGCCACUCCAUUUGUGCCUCCAGGAUGGGUUGGACCACCGCCAAUGUUUCCGCCACCAAUUGGUCAACGAUACGGACCACCACUGCCAAUGGGACCACCGAUGGGUCCGCCGAUGGGCCCACCACCACCGGGUGCUAUGAUGCCUUUUAAUGGUCCACCACCGCCUCGGCAUAAAGCUAAAUAUCAUUGA